Messenger RNA from Geodia barretti, 288 nucleotides. NCBI's taxonomy places the organism in Eukaryota, Metazoa, Porifera, Demospongiae, Tetractinellida, Geodiidae. The record is from the annotation of a GenBank genome assembly.
AUGACCGAAAGGUUCACGAAAUGGGAGGUCACGGAGCAUCUGCGUACCCGGGAAGACGCGUGCCUCUAUCUUGAAGCAUGCGCGGAGGAGGAUCCGGGCGAUGGCAGCCUGAUUCGCGCCGCCCUGAACGACAUUGCGCGGGCAGGGAACAUGAGCCGGCUGGCCCGCGAUGUCGGAAUGAGUCGCGAGGGACUCUACAAAGCUCUGUCGGGGGACGGCAACCCCACUUUCGCCACGGUAGUGCGGAUCACGCGGGCGUUGGGAAUGCAGUUACGUUUUACUGCGUAG